AUGGAUGUACGAAUUGCACUGUGGAUGCUUCUCACUUGUGUAGACAUAAACGCCAAGAGAAACGUGUCUGUACAGUUUACGUUGCAGAAAGGAACUGUAGCCUACAAUAUCUCACCGACUGGUCUAGUAGUGUCCACUUCGUCCGUAGUUUCUUGUGCCAGGCGAUGUCUAGAUGAUGAGGAUACCUGCAACUGUUUCGUAUUCAAUACCUCGUCAAAUGUAUGCACUCUAGGUCAGUGCUUGCCGUUGAAGGUUCCCAUCCAGCCAGCACCUCAGAACUUCUAUGUCAAAUCAGUCACAUUGUACUGCAAUCAAAGUGUCGCGAAUUUCAGUUUGAGAACUGCUGACAGCGUUGGCGCGUGCGUGUGGGUAUCAACAACGGAAGCAAGUUAUGACGAUGCCAAAACCUCAUGCAAAGACUUGGGUGCCAAUCUGUACACCAUUAAAGUUAUUGAAAAGAAAGCCCUAAUGUUGGACCUAAUGAAUGGCACCAAUGUCCCUCACUGGAUCGGCCUGGACUGCCUCGUUAAAGGCUGUGACUUCAGAUGGGUUGAUGACAAUUCAAUGCUGAACGUAACUUUUCAAAUAUUCUCUGACUCUGGGCCGAGUUCUUGUAACACAACAGAGAAAUGUGCGGCCUUUCAUCCAAAGUAUUACCCCGUUAACGAUAUCUCCUGUUCCAGAAAGGAAAGAUAUAUCUGUGAACAAGCGCCGUUGACCAUCUAAUUAGAUGAUGCCCAAACCAUGGCCUGCGGGUCAAUUCGUGGCCGCUUGGGCCAAGUGUUACCCGACCACUGGAGACUUCAUCGCAUGAUGAAACACUGAACGCUUGAACUCGACGAUAUGUAGUGCAAAGUUUAUUCACUAUGUCUGUCUGUCUGUCUGUCUGUCUGUCUGGUACGAAUCUUGUACAUGUUUUUUUCUCCUACUUCCAUUCUCGGAUCAAGUUAAAAGUUUUUACAGUUUUUUCAUUA
This is a messenger RNA of Biomphalaria glabrata, 974 nucleotides long. RefSeq lists its product as uncharacterized. The transcript has 5 exons. The record is from RefSeq and is a predicted model, not a curated record. NCBI's taxonomy places the organism in Eukaryota, Metazoa, Mollusca, Gastropoda, Planorbidae. The coding region runs from base 1 to 726 and encodes 241 amino acids.